This is a messenger RNA of Penicillium alfredii, 828 nucleotides long. RefSeq lists its product as uncharacterized. Bases 1 to 828 code for a protein of 275 amino acids. The record is from RefSeq and is a predicted model, not a curated record. The transcript is spliced from 2 exons. Lineage: Eukaryota; Fungi; Ascomycota; Eurotiomycetes; Eurotiales; Aspergillaceae.
AUGGCGCAUCCCUGCCCCACCUCCCUGAUAAGUGCUCCGGCACUCUCUGGUGCUCCGGUACUCUCUGGUGCUCCGGCACUCUUUGGUGCUCCGGCACUCUCUGGUGCUCCAGCACUCUCUGAUGCUCCGGUACUCUCUAGUGCUCCGGCAAUACUUACUGCUCCGGUACUGCUUAGUGCUUUAGCACUUUUUAGUGCUCCGGCACUCUCUAGUGCUCCGGUACUCUCUAGUGCUCCGGUACUCUCUGGUGCUCCGGUACUCUCUGGUGCUCCGGCACUCUCUAGUGCUCCGGUACUCUCUGGUACUCCGGCACUCUCUAGUACUCCGGUACUCUCUGGUGCUGCUGCACUGUUUAGUACUCCGGCACUCUCUAGUGCUCCGGCACUCUCUGGUGUUCCGGCACUCUCUAGUGCUCUGGCAAUACUUAUUACUCCGGUAUUACUUAGUGCUCUAGCACUCUUUAGUGCUCCGGUACUCUCUAGUGCUCCGGUACUCUCUAGUGCUCCGGCACUCUCUAGUGCUCCGGCACUCUCUGGUGCUGCUACACUAUUUAGUGCUCCGGCACUCUUUGGUGCUCCGGCACUCUCUGGUGCUCCAGCACUCUCUGAUGCUCUAGCACUCUCUGAUGCUCCGACACUUUCUAGUGCUCCGGCACUCUCUAGUGCUACUACACUAUUUAGUGCUCCGGUACUCUUUGGUGCUCUAGCACUCUCUGAUGCUCCGACACUCUCUAGUGCUCCGGCAAUACUUACUACUCCGGUACUGCUUAGUGCUCUAGCAGUCUUUAGUGCUCCGGUACUCUCUGGUGCUCCGGCACUACUGGUGUAG